AUGUCCAAAUCGCAACAUGCCCCAGCCAGGGAGAAGAUCCCCACCUUGGAAAGUCUUGGAGUAGAGCUUCACCCAGAAACCGUGACUUACGUCAAUGAUCCCCAUGCCCUUGCCAAGGCCUUGGGAGGUAGUGACUUCUUUGAGCUCUUCAAAAACCCCCUCGUCCUCGCCGCCGCCGUCUCAGCCUGUCUUGGUGGCCUCCUGUUCGGGUUCGAUCAGGGUAUCGUUUCAAUUGUUCUGACGAUGAAGCAAUUCUUGUCUCAAUUUCCCGAAACGGACAAGACUGUUACUUCUGCGGCGGGAUUGAAUAAAGGUGUCAUGACAGCCCUUCUUGAGCUAGGGGCCUUUCUUGGUGCCAUUCAAGCAGGGUUCCUUGCGGAUAAGUAUUCUAGAAAAUAUGCCAUCGCCUUCGGCAUGAUCUGGUUCGUCAUUGGAAGUAUCCUGCAAGCUUCUGCCUACCAUUUUGCUCAACUUGUUGUCGGUCGGUUCAUCGGCGGUGUCGGUAUCGGCAUUCUGUCAUCAUGUGCGCCGAUGUAUAUUUCUGAAAUUUCGCCACCCAAUAUCCGUGGUGCUCUACUGGUUCUGGAGGCUUGGACAAUAGUAUUCGGCAUUGUGGUCAUGUUCUACAUUACUUACGCGACACGACACAUAGACAGUGACUGGAGUUUCCGAAUUCCCUUCACUGUUCAAAUGGCCCCGUGUGUCCUGCUCGCGGCCGCAUUGUGGAAGCUGCCUUAUUCGCCACGAUGGCUGGCUUUUAAAGGCCGUGACGAGGAGUCUUUACAAUCACUCAUGACUUUGAGAAGAUUACCCGCCUCUGAUCCCCGGGUGCAGGCGGAGUGGAUUGCUAUUCGAGCCGAAGCCGUAAGAAACAGGGAAGUCGCAGUUAGCGCCCAUCCUCAGUACCAAGGGGAUAGCUUCAGCAGUCAGCUCAAGCUGGAAGCUGCCACUUGGGCCGACAUGUUCAGACCCAAGUUUUUCAGAAAGACCCAAAUCGGUAUCAUGCUCAUGUUCUUGCAACAAUUUGUUGGUGUCAAUGCUCUCAUCUACUACUCACCAACCCUUUUCGAAACUCUUGGUCUGGACUCUGAGAUGCAAAUCACUCUUAGUGGUAUCCUCAACAUCGUUCAACUCGGUGCAGUUACUAUCGCAUUCUUCAUCACGGAUAGAGUUGGACGAAAGCCCAUUCUUCUCUGGGGUGCUGUUGGUAUGACCAUUUCUCAUGUCGUUGUCGCCGCUAUGAUCGGUAAAUACCAGCACAAUUGGCCUGCCUACCCCAGUCAAGCUAAAGUGGGGGCCGCCUUCAUCUUCAUAUUCAUGCUCACCUACGGAAUGGGUUGGGCACCCGUCCCUUGGUCUAUGCCUGCGGAGAUUCAUGAUUCUGCUCACCGGGCUAAAGGUGUUGCUAUCACCACUUGUUCAAACUGGUUCAACAACUUCAUCAUCGGUCUGAUCACCCCACCAAUGAUUCAAAACAUCAGCUACGGCACUUUCAUCUUCUUUGGGGCCUUCGCUGUCAUGUCGAUUGUUUACACUAUCUUCUUCGUUCCCGAGACAAGAGGUAAAACAUUAGAGCAAAUGGACGAAAUCUUUGGAACUCAUGCAUCUCAAGAUAACGCCAUCGCUACGGAGGAGAUUCUUACCAUCAUGUGCGGCCUCUCUCAAAGCGCCAGUCAGCCCGACUCCAACAAGAGGGAGAAAGAUCUUCAGACAGAGUAUAUCGAAAGAGUUUAG
Messenger RNA from Kwoniella mangroviensis CBS 8507, 1734 nucleotides. RefSeq lists its product as uncharacterized. Gene Ontology annotation, cellular component: membrane. Gene Ontology annotation, biological process: carbohydrate transport; transmembrane transport. The transcript has 9 exons. Gene Ontology annotation, molecular function: carbohydrate:proton symporter activity. Bases 1 to 1734 code for a protein of 577 amino acids. NCBI's taxonomy places the organism in Eukaryota, Fungi, Basidiomycota, Tremellomycetes, Tremellales, Cryptococcaceae. The record is from RefSeq and is a predicted model, not a curated record.